AUGGCCAACGUUCAGGUCUCUAUGGCACAAACCGCAUUACUAAAGGAUGGCAUGAUAUUAUUGGGAGCUCAGCUCAAUGAAACCAAUAAAGUAGUAAAUAGUAUUAUUGAAAGAUCAAAUCGCCAGCAAGGCGAUAUACAGGCCAUAAACGAGUCUCUACUAUACCUAGCUGGCAGAGUUGAUCGAUUGGAGAGCCGAGUGGAGCAUAAUAUUCUCUAUACAGCCAUCAACGAUAUGAUCCAAAAUAAAUUAACGCUGAAAUUUGUGGCUCCGACUGAAUUUGAUGAGUUAAUUCAAACCAUUGUUCGGUUUGCGUCUAUGGAAAAUACAACUUUCCCUACCGAAAUUCCAUUAACGUCGGCCAUCACGCAGCUUCUGAUUGCUCAACAACUUACAUUUAUACCAUGGCCACUCUAUUCGGCGACACGGCCGAGUAAUCGGCAAAUAGGAACGUAUCUAUUAUUAUUCGGAAAAGCGAAGGAGAUAAUGCGGAAGAAAUUUGACGAGUAUACGGAUAUCAUUAAUAAUAUCAAUAUGUAUGAUUCAUUUUUAUCAACCAUGUAUGAUGCAUUCACAUUGAUUAUUGCAGAAAAACAAGCAACCGCAGUCACAAAAUUGAUGAAUUAUUACAAUAAUCCAAAACAAUGCUUAGCAGAUUAUGGGGAAGAUAUCAAUUUUGAACAAAUAAAAAAGGUUGAAUUAUAUCUGGAUACGCCUUCACAAAAAGAUACAGUUAGUGCUGCUAAUCCUUCAAAAACGGUAUUAUUAACACCUCGAAAAAUCGUGGCAUCGUCGUACUUGACUGGUGUCAAAAGAAUCAAGGCUGUCAUAGUGAAAGACGUGUUUUUUAAACUGCAGCAAGCCGGUUUUGGUAAAUUUGAAACAGGAAAUCCACAUGGAUCAGCGUCACUCUAUUUCCAUAAGGAUACUGUCGAUACUGCUCAAUUUAGUGAAAUUAGCAAACUAGAAACUCGUCUUCGACAACUGCAAGUGCCACUCAAAGCGUAUGUCGAUAGCUUAAAAAUGGAAAAUAUCGUUUUCGAAGCGUCGAGAAAGCGUCCAUCACAAACAACAACGGAAAAAGGGUCUAAAUCACCAACUCUGGUCAUUCCGGAAGAAGAAGAGGAUGAACACGAACGAAUAGUGACUGCUGGCGGACAAGAAUUUGUGACAAAAAAAGCAAGAAAGACAACGAAAUAA
This is a messenger RNA of Didymodactylos carnosus, 1200 nucleotides long. NCBI's taxonomy places the organism in Eukaryota, Metazoa, Rotifera, Eurotatoria, Philodinida, Philodinidae. The record is from the annotation of a GenBank genome assembly.